GUCCAGCACUAAGAGGAAGGGAUGGGGAUCGAAAAAUUACCAUGGCAUUUUCUUACUCACUGCUUUUGGCUUGGAGUGAUGGGAGUUGAUGCCUCAUCGUGGACUGCUGAGGUGCCCAAGUCCGUCUCCGGCCUACAGGGCUCAUGCAUCGUGAUUCCCUGCUCAUUCAACUACCCAGAACCAGAGAAGAAGUCCUCCAAAAUAACUGCCAUCUGGUUCAAAGACACACAUGAGGUUAUAUACCACCCAGACAGCACCAACAUCAUCAAAGACUACAGGGGUCGUACAGAGCUGGUGGGAGAUCUCCGGCAGAAGAACUGCUCUCUCAGAAUCGACCCCCUCCAUCACAGUGACAAAGGACCCUUUCAUUUCAGGAUUGAAAUGGAAGACCAUAACAAGUAUUCAUACAAAGAGGACACGGUCUCCAUUGCAGUGAGCAGCUCUCCAGACCCCCUCUCUCUGUCAGUGAGGGAGGAGGUGAAGGUGGGGGAAGUGGUUUCUGCCUUCUGCUCUGUGUCUCACUCCUGCCCAUCUGAUUCCCCUCUCCUCACCUGGAGCCACUCCGGAAGACACAGUGUCCAAUCACAGCAGCUGACCAAUGCCCAGUGGCAAGUGACGUCAUCCCUGACCUUUAGCCCCAGCAGCACUGAUCACAACCAGUCUCUGGUCUGCACAGCAGAACACAGGGGAGGGAAGACAGUGAAAAGGUCCAAAACUCUCAAUGUCAAAUAUGCCCCAGUGGAUGUGAAGGUUGAGGAAGUGUCCAGUGUGAAGGAAGGAGACUCUGUAGAGCUGAGAUGCUCCAGUGACAGUAACCCUGCAGCCCACAGCUACAGAUGGCAGAACAGCAGAGGACCUCUGCCCACCACGGGACCUACCAUCACACUGGAGAAUGUGACCAGACUCACUGAAGCCCUCUACUGCACUGCCAUCAACUCAGAGGGACAAGGCCACUCCAGCUCACUGAAGCUCAAUGUAGAGUACCCCCCUGAGAUCAAAGUGGGCUCCGCCUGCACUUCAGACAUCUCCAUGGUAACCUGUCUGUGCAUUGUGGAUUCGGAGCCCCCCGCCACCGUGGAGUGGUCUCUUCCAGAUGGACCCCUGCCCAACCGGCCCAGUACCAGAGUGGAGAGGCAUGGGUCAGUUACCAUGGUGACCCUACAGAGGGCACUAGGCUUCUCCGAGACCUUCCACUGCCAUGCCAGAAACACACAGGGCAAUGCCACCUUGUCCUUCACUGUGUCCACAAAUGAUAAGAAGUUGAUGCUGUACGUUUCAAUUGGUAUUGCAGCAUUAGUGGUGGUAGUAAUACUAAUUCCCAUGUCAGCUUGCCUAUUGAACAAGAAGGGUGGGAGGAGUCAUAGGGACUCGCCAGUAACCUGCAAGCAGGAAGUGGAUACAGCCAAGUGUGCUUCUUCAGAUCCCUCAACAUCAAGGAAAGAGCAGAAAGACGCCAGCAAUGAAAUCCACACAAACUACUACACCAACGAUCACCUAUAUGGCAACAUGGUGACUGAAAAGGAUGGUGACCCAUACGAGUGUGAGGGUGGAGAUGAUUCAGUCUAUGGUAACGUGUGAACACAACAGGAAGCAUGUGGAAGUCAGCUGACUCAGAGGCCAUGGUACUAAGUCUGUCAAAGGUUCCAGUAAAAUAUUAUAAUUUUAACCCAAUGUAGCAGAGAUGGUGACUGCUUACAUUUGUUAGCUUUAUGUAGCUUUAUGGUUCUAAUGGCGAAAGAAAAUGGUGCAGUCUUAUUUGGGUUCUGCCUUUAGUUGUAUGGCUUUUAGGAAGCGUUUGUUUUUAUCUAUGGCUUGGGUGAUUUAGAAUAAACCUGAUAUGAAUGGCUAUACAGUUAUAAUAGUUGAGAAGUGUAUAUGCAGUAUAUUAUAGUUUUUUGUUGCACCUUUCAACUGUAAUCCACUUAUGUGUAACUGACACUCAGGUCAGCACAGUGCUUCUGUUGUCCCUUUGAAUAUACAGACAGAUACAGUAAAGUGUCAUUUGUCAAAACAGGCCAUAUUGAGAUAUACUGUAUAUACUUGAGAUGGAGAAUACAACGAUUGUAAAGUAAAGUACCUUGAAAAUCAUCUCCAGAUCAGAUUGAAUAUGAACAUGUGUAAAUGUUCAACAACAACAGUGAUUAAAUAAAAAAUAUGUUUCUCAUUGCAUUUUAAA
Messenger RNA from Salvelinus namaycush (lake trout), 2176 nucleotides. RefSeq names its product B-cell receptor CD22-like. The record is from RefSeq and is a predicted model, not a curated record. The transcript is spliced from 9 exons. The coding region runs from base 22 to 1578 and encodes 518 amino acids. NCBI's taxonomy places the organism in Eukaryota, Metazoa, Chordata, Actinopteri, Salmoniformes, Salmonidae.